This is a messenger RNA of Neoarius graeffei (lesser salmon catfish), 1173 nucleotides long. RefSeq names its product leukocyte surface antigen CD53. NCBI's taxonomy places the organism in Eukaryota, Metazoa, Chordata, Actinopteri, Siluriformes, Ariidae. The transcript is spliced from 8 exons. Gene Ontology annotation, cellular component: membrane. The record is from RefSeq and is a predicted model, not a curated record. The coding region runs from base 118 to 789 and encodes 223 amino acids.
CAGAAAGAGGAAGUGCAGUGAGCAUAUGUGUUCUGUCGCACAGCUGGACAGAGAUUGAGCGAUCACAAGGACGAAAGGAGAGUGUUUUCAUCCAGUCCAGGAUCCACAAAAGGAAAUAUGUCGUGCUUGAAGUGCCUAAAAUACACCAUGUGUGUGGUGAACUUCGUCUUCUUCCUCUGCGGAGCUGCCAUCUUUGGAUUGGGGAUCUACAUGAGCACCACGUCCAAGUACAUGUCCAUCUUCCCGUCCUUGCCAGUCGUGAACUUGGCCAGCGUGGUCUUCGUCAUCGGCAUAUUCGUCACCUGCGUGUCCUUCCUUGGUUUCCUGGGGGCUCUUAAGGAAAACCGCUGCCUGUUGAUUUCCUUUUUCAUUCUCUUGUUCCUGCUGAUGUUGGCCGAGCUGAUCGUGGCCUGCCUCCUGCUCUUGUACGAGAAGGAUAUUGACCAGUACAUCGAAAAGGACCUGAAGAACAGCAUGCAGCAAGUCAGGACUAAAAAUGAAAGCACCACCAUUGACUGGAACAUCAUUCAGAAGACUUUCAAGUGCUGUGGCAUAAACAGCUCAGCGGACUGGGAAUCCUCUGUGCCCACUUCAUGUUGCCAAUCAACACCAUGUCAAGCCAAAUACUGGAAAGAGGGCUGCUAUGUGAAACUGAAGAACUGGUUUGAAAGCAAUCUUCUAGGAACUGGGAUCACAGUCAUCAUCAUCUGCAGCAUUGAGGUUUUGGGUAUGUGCUUCUCCAUGACACUGUUUUGCCACAUCAGCAAAACUGGACUUGGCUACAAGUGAACAGCCGUGUCAGUUUUCCCACAAUGCAGAAGAGAGAGCCAGUCAGAAGAUCGGAAGAGAGUGGACAAGAAAGCUUGGCUUCCAUUUAUACUAUUAUACUUUCAUAAUUUCAUCAUUAAACUUCGUGACACUCGUCUAGAUUACUGUUCUGACAUAUACAACAUGAACGUGAUACAUGUUGAUGCCUAUAGAUGUUUUUUUUUGUCAAAUAAAGAUCGCAUUUUCGUAAAUGUGUAUGUACAGAAAAUGCACAUGUGGCUGGAUACAUGGUAAACUGUAGCGAUAAGAUGUUGCCUUUCAUCUUUAACAGAGUGCAAUAACAGGCUGGACCACACUUUUUUUGUUUUGUUUUUUUAAUAAAAUGCCAUUGAGCUUUUAAGUGAA